CGGCCUGACCCGGAGUGCCGCGGCCUCGCUACGGCCCGGUCCGGUCCGGAGCCUCCCGAGGGAGCGGCUCCGCCUGCCGAGAGCGCAGGCCUGGCCAUGACCGACUUUAAAUUGGGCAUCGUGCGGCUCGGCCGGGUGGCCGGGAAGACCAAAUACACACUGAUCGAUGAGCAGGACAUCCCACUGGUGGAGAGCUACUCCUUUGAGGCUCGAAUGGAAGUAGAUGCUGAUGGAAAUGGUGCUAAGAUAUUUGCAUAUGCCUUUGACAAAAACCGAGGAAGGGGCUCUGGCAGGCUUCUGCAUGAGCUGCUGUGGGAACGCCACAGGGGAGGUGUGGCUCCCGGGUUUCAGGUGGUACAUCUCAAUGCUGUGACUGUGGACAAUCGCCUGGACAACCUGCAGCUGGUACCAUGGGGCUGGCGACCCAAAGCUGAAGAGACCUCCAGCAAACAAAGGGAGCAAAGCUUAUACUGGCUUGCAAUCCAGCAGCUUCCCACAGACCCUAUAGAAGAACAAUUCCCUGUCUUGAAUGUGACCCGGUACUAUAAUGCCAAUGGGGAUGUGGUGGAAGAAGAAGAAAAUUCCUGUACCUACUAUGAGUGUCAUUAUCCUCCUUGUACGGUGAUUGAAAAGCAGCUUCGAGAGUUCAACAUCUGUGGGCGUUGCCAGGUGGCUCGAUACUGUGGCUCUCAGUGCCAGCAGAAGGACUGGCCUGCCCACAAGAAGCACUGUCGGGAGAGGAAGCGUCCCUUCCAGCAUGAGCUUGAGCCAGAGCGAUGACGGGCUGAAGAGCUGCCACUGCUGCAGGUUCAAAGUUUCCAGCUCCUCAUGAGCACAGCGGAAGACAGACUGUCAGUUGAACCUGGAGGUGCCAAAGAAGCCAGCAAUGGAUCCAGAGCAGCUGCCAUGUGACCUCACAGCAACAAGCAGCCUGUGGGGACAGUGCCCCUCCAGUUUUCACCUCCAGCAGAGACAACAGGGAGGCUCCCUAGGACCUUUCUCAUUAUUUAUAUGUUAAUAUGUUUGUAAACUCAUGUACAGUUUUUUUGGGGGGGAGGCAAGGGGAGGGUUAGCAACUUCAAAUAGAAUCAUUUGUUGUAUUCCUCAAAUGGUAAACAGUCACCACUCAGCUAGAGACUGUCGUGUAGUCGAGCUUCUCUCCUGGACACUGGGGGGUGGGGGGCCCACUGAGAGGCUUGCACAGAGUCAUGUCUAAACAGGCAGAGUAAGGGGGUGGAAUCAUCCUCGUGGCCAGUCUCUGCUCCUCAAACCACUGUUCAGCCUAUUUCUGUUUUCUUUUUGAGACAGGGUCUCUCCUGGAACUUCAUAUGUAAACCAGGCUGGCCUUGAACUCACAGAUCCACCUGCCUCUGCCUCCUGACAUGCCUGGUUCAACAAUUUUUGAAAGGAACUAAUUAUAAUGAAACUGGUUUUAAUGAAUGGACUGGAAAGACCUGCCAUUAUUCCAGGCUGGCCUGUGAGGAGCAGAGAGUGUUAGCAAGGCGUGCAAAGGAGGCUCUGUUCUCUCUGGUAGCAGGUGUUCUGGAGUGUUCCAGUAGGUUGGCUACUUGUCUUAGUUUCUACUGCUGUGAUAAAACAUGAGCAAAAGCAACCUGGGAAGGAGGGAUCAUUUCAGCUUACUGUUUCACACCGCAGUCCUCGGAAGGAAGUCAGGACUAGAGCUGAUGCAGAGCCCAUGCAGGACUGCUUACUGUUUGCUCUUCAUAUCUUGCUCAGCCUAACUUCUUGUAGUGCCCAGGAUUGCCAGCCCAGGGGUGGCAUUGCCCAAAGUGAGCUAGGCUCUCCCAAAUCAAUACUUAAGAAAAAUCAAGACAGAGUAGUGGGGCCAUUUUCAUAAUUGUCCUCUCAAAAUGACUUGUUUGUAUUAAGUUCACAUAAAACUAGCCAGCAAAGUACUAUAUACCCCUAUGUUGGUAAAUUUCAAGCACACAUUCAAGCACAGAGACCCUUGGAGCCAGUAGUAAGCUGCUACCCCUGUCCCAAUUGUGUGUUGAAAUAGAUCGUGUGAUAGACAGCCAAAAUGAGGCUUCAUUCACUGCUGAGCUGUGGUCCUCAGGAUAACUUCUUUGGGGGAUUCACAUGUCUGAGGGCUGUUUGGCAUUUGGCAUCUUGAUUACUGCAGAAGUGAAUUCACCAUGGCUGGAAUCUUACCUAUCUCAGGGUAUGGCCUCUCUUGUUCAAGCUUUCUACCUGACUGCUGACCUAGGCAGCUCUCUGGUCUGGUUGGUCUGCAGGUGCCUGUUAAACCUUUCCCUAUUGCAGCAUAUCUAUCACAGUCUUGAUUUUCUGUGAGUUAAACGCUGUCUGGCUCAGCACAGCCCUUUGGUAGCCUUAGACUUGUAAGUUCAGCUUCUAUGGCUGUUUUUGCAUUUAUGCUACACAGUGGCUUAGAAGGGAAGAUGGCUGAAACUCAAGAUGGCACCAUGCCUUGAGUGUUUAAGCUUGGAGAGUUGCUAUGAUAGACCUGUAUCAAGAAACUUCCUCCUUUCUGUUCUGAAGGUUAUGGCUUUUUAGUUGGGAUCCCUACUCAGACCCCAUGUUGAACAUCAAUCUGAUAUUAUUGGGAAGGGGAGAGAUAUGUAUAUAUUGUAAAGUAUUGCUAUAGGCAGCAGCUGACUCAUGUCAUGCCUUCAAUGUCUCCACUUGGAUAAACUACUUUUAAGAGGCCAGAACUGUUGUUGUAAAGGGUCAAGUUUCUUGGGAUGAACCAUUUAGACUACAAACUUUUGAUGUUUGCUUGUAUCUGAAUGACCAGUGUAGCACUUGAUCCUGUCGUCCCCUCACCAGCAGAGGGCACUUUACUGCUAGCUUUGCAUCAGAAGAUUCCACCUAGAGACCACACAGGGUUUGGACAGCUGACCUCAAGGCACUGCUGGUAUAGGUUAUGGUAUACAUUGGGCUUGCCUGUGGGUUUUCCCAUCAAAUCUACACAUGCUAGCACAGCUUCCGAUGUGUAAUGAGAUGGGGGUCUAAAAGGGCAAUUUGUUGAUGUUUACUCACCAUAUCUGUUGCCAUCCCAUUCUCCCUUCUGAUUAUCCCUGCCUCUUGUUCUUUGUAGCUGUUCUAUGAAUGUUCUGGUGGUUCAACGAUGGGACCCUUAGUCUUAAAAUAGUAUGUUGGGCUACUUGGCCUUGGAACAAUCUAGUGCUGGAGGGAUUGGGGUCUUUUCAGAAUUCCUUAGGUGCCACUCUGCUUCAGCUGCUAACUGGCCUGCAAGCUAGGCCAUAUAGCCAUAUUCCUGCUUCAGUUCCAGGGCUGGAUACCCAGGUGUCCCAUGAAGUUGCUUCCUGGAGCUGCUGUAACGAAGUGCCAAA
Messenger RNA from Mus caroli (Ryukyu mouse), 3335 nucleotides. RefSeq names its product zinc finger MYND-type containing 19 (gene Zmynd19). Gene Ontology annotation, cellular component: cytoplasm; synapse; membrane. NCBI's taxonomy places the organism in Eukaryota, Metazoa, Chordata, Mammalia, Rodentia, Muridae. The record is from RefSeq and is a predicted model, not a curated record.